Messenger RNA from Gastrolobium bilobum, 372 nucleotides. Its product is annotated as auxin efflux carrier component 2-like. Gene Ontology annotation, molecular function: auxin efflux transmembrane transporter activity. Lineage: Eukaryota; Viridiplantae; Streptophyta; Magnoliopsida; Fabales; Fabaceae. The coding region runs from base 1 to 372 and encodes 123 amino acids. The record is from RefSeq and is a predicted model, not a curated record. The transcript is spliced from 5 exons. Gene Ontology annotation, biological process: auxin export across the plasma membrane; auxin polar transport. Gene Ontology annotation, cellular component: endoplasmic reticulum; plasma membrane.
AUGAAUGUUUUCUGUUUCAUCUCAAUACUUUAUGAUGCUGGUCUAGGAAUAACCAUGUUCAGUCUAGGUAUGUUCAUGGCAUUACAACCCAAGAUCAUUGCCUGUGGAAAAUCUGUGGCAGCAUUUUCUAUGGUUGUUAGGUUCUUGACAGGUCCAACUGUAAUUGCAGCAACCUCAAUAGGCACCAGUAUGCGUGAAGUUCUUUUACAUGUUGCAAUUGUUCAGGCUGCCCUUCCCCAGUGUAUCGUUCCCUUUGUGUUUGCCAAAGAAUACAAUCUCCAUGCAAAUAUACUCAGUACUGCGGUUAUAUUUGGAAUGCUGGUUGCAUUGCCCAUAACAAUACUCUACUAUCUUGGGAAGCAAAAGCAAUAG